Messenger RNA from Caenorhabditis briggsae, 138 nucleotides. NCBI's taxonomy places the organism in Eukaryota, Metazoa, Nematoda, Chromadorea, Rhabditida, Rhabditidae. The transcript has 2 exons. Bases 1 to 138 code for a protein of 45 amino acids. The record is from RefSeq and is a predicted model, not a curated record.
AUGCAUAUCGGUCACGCCGGCAUCGUCUUUCAAGUCAAAGCGCGGGGUCCCUUUCGCAUCUCACCUACCACUACCAUCUUCCCCCGCCAGGCCACGCCUCCACCGAGUCGGCCGCGUUGGCCCGCCCCUCCCACCUAA